Molecule: messenger RNA, 1700 nt
Organism: Zingiber officinale
Lineage: Eukaryota; Viridiplantae; Streptophyta; Magnoliopsida; Zingiberales; Zingiberaceae
Product: acetyl-CoA acetyltransferase, cytosolic 1-like
Exons: 15
Coding region: 180-1385 (401 amino acids)
Biological process (GO): fatty acid beta-oxidation
Molecular function (GO): acetyl-CoA C-acetyltransferase activity
Source: RefSeq, a predicted model, not a curated record
GCUCCAGCUGCGAUUAAUAACUUCUUCCUCCAAUUCGCUCCCGCUGUCCCCGUCUCCUCUCUCUGCCACCGGCAGGCCCAAUCGAACGCAUCGGAGAGUCCUUGGCAGCGGCGCGGAAGCGUUUGCUAGGCUGAUUAGCUGCUCGUUUUUUUUUUUUUGAUCCGAUCACGGCAAUACCCAUGGCUUCAGAGCAGAUAAACCCAAGAGAUGUAUGUGUUGUUGGUAUUGCACGUACACCUAUGGGUGGAUUUCUUGGCGCUUUGUCAUCUUUAUCUGCAACACAACUUGGAUCUAUUGCUAUCAAGUAUGCUCUUGAAAGGGCAAAUAUAGAUCCCUCAAUUGUGCAAGAAGUCUUUUUUGGCAACGUUCUGAGUGCAAAUCUCGGCCAAGCUCCGGCCAGGCAGGCUGCUCUGGGUGCUGGAAUACCAAAUACAGUUGUUUGCACUACUAUAAACAAAGUUUGUGCAUCUGGAAUGAAGGCCACAAUGCUCGCAGCACAGAGUAUCCAGCUGGGUAUUAAUGAUGUAGUUAUAGCUGGUGGCAUGGAAAGUAUGUCAAAUGCUCCUAAGUAUAUCGCAGAAGCAAGAAAAGGAUCUCGAUUUGGGCAUGACACACUUGUUGAUGGAAUGCUUAAAGAUGGGCUAUGGGACGUCUAUAAUGAUUUUGGCAUGGGAAUGUGUGCUGAAUUAUGUGCUGUUAAUUAUUCAAUAUCAAGAGAAGAACAGGAUGCUUAUGCUAUUCAGAGCAAUGAGCGAGGAAUAGCUGCUCGUAACUCUGGUGCAUUCACAUGGGAAAUUGCACCAGUUGAAGUUUCUGUAGGCAGAGGAAGACCAUCAAUGAUUAUCGACAAGGAUGAAAGCCUAGAAAAAUUUGAUCCUGUUAAAUUAAGGAAGCUCAGGCCCAGUUUUAAGGAGAAUGGUGGGACAGUGACUGCUGGAAAUGCAUCUAGUAUAAGUGAUGGCGCUGCUGCUUUGGUGCUGGUGAGUGGACAGAAGGCUCUAGAAUUAGGAUUGCAAGUGAUUGCGAAGAUCAGAGGUUAUGCAGACUCAGCGCAGGCCCCCGAAUUAUUCACAACAACACCAGCACUUGCAAUUCCCAAAGCUAUUUUAAGUGCAGGCUUGGAUGCUUCUCAAGUUGAUUACUACGAAAUAAAUGAAGCUUUCUCAGUUGUUGCCCUGGCAAACCAAAAGCUUCUUUCGCUUCCGUCUGAGAAAGUUAAUGUGCACGGUGGAGCUGUAUCCUUGGGGCACCCCCUAGGUUGCAGUGGAGCCCGUAUACUGGUUACCUUACUAGGGGUUCUGAGACACAGAAAUGGCAAAGUUGGAGUUGCUGGUGUUUGCAAUGGUGGAGGAGGGGCUUCUGCCCUGGUCUUAGAGCUUGUGUAAGCAUUUUUAAUUUCGGCCUCAUGGAGGAAUGAAGCGAUCACUGUUGUGAGUUGAGCCAUAGUCGGUCUCCAAGUCCUCUGCCGAAGAACAAAAAUUUUACUUGAGAAUCUUUGAAGUCUCAGAAAAAAAAGGAAGACAAUGUUCCUCAAAAGAACUGAAAAACUAGUUUGCUAGAACAUGCUUUCGAAGUCUUAAAUAACUGGACGAACUAUUCUCAUCAUAGUUUCCCAGAUUUUACAAAUAAACAUGCCGUAUGUAUCAAAACUUUGAACUACCCAUUUUGUGCAAUCGGUGCCCAUAAAACCUUAACAAAAA